AUGAGUGCAUGUCAACCCUACGACGACUAUGCCUGGGCAAUAAGCUCCCAGAUCUGGGAGGACUGGCCCAAACUUCUUUGCACUGACGGGGACAUUUAUAAUGACAUUGCAGUCAACCUUUCUGAAAGGUUUAGUCCCCUUGAAUUUGCAGAGUUUGAAUACCUUAGCACCGGCGGCUUCAACACCUGCUUUAAGAUGACAUUUAGCAACGAUUUGAGCGCUAUUAUACGGUUCCCUAUACCCGGUAAUAUCAUGUAUCCCGAAGAGAAAACCCGCAAUGAGGUCUCUAUCAUGCGAUUUCUCUCGGAGGUAACUGCAGAUAGAACCCCAAUCCCGGUGCCUUUUGUCUUUCACUGGACAGUGACAAAAGAGAGCCCCUCGGAACUCGGUCCUUUCAUCAUUAUGAAGUAUAUUCCUCAUGAAGGAAGCUCUCUCUAUGGAAACCUCGCCAACAUAGUCCUGUCGCUAUCGACAAUUCAUUUCAAUCGGAUAGGCUCUCCUGACAAGAACGACAAUUCUAUGUGGGAAGUGAUACGUCGCCCUUUGUCUUACUCUAUGAACGAAAUUGUCCAACUAGGGACACUUCCACGAUCAAAACUACCGACUGGCACCAGCCCUACAUAUCUCACACACCUCCGACACCAAAAGAACGAGGCUGAUAUCCCGGAGGAUGUCCCGGCGGAUGCUUUCGCGGAUGACUGCCGACGCAAAUGUCUGGCUAGAAUCCUGUUCCAAAAGAUUGUUAGAAACCAGGAGCACAGAAAACAAUGGAUAUCGCACGAGAAAGGCCCAUUUCCAGGUUGGUGUGACGACUUUCAACCAGAAAAUGUUCUACUUGAUGAAGCCGAAAGCGUCGUCGGAGUGGUGGAUUGGGAGUUUACAUAUACCGCCCCAGCCGAAUUCACCUAUGCGCCGCCUUGGUGGCUCCUUCUCAUCAAGCCGGAAGAUUGGCCCAAUGGCCUUGAUGACUGGUGUACGGAGUGUGAAAAAGCGCUUCGGGUCUUUCUUGUCGCAAUGUGGAAAGUCGAAGACGAUGCGAUCCAGAACAAACGGUUACUAGAAGGCCAACGGCUAUCUAGUCGGAUGCGAGAUAGUUGGCAGAGCGGAGACUUUUGGAUUAUGUAUGCCGCAAGGAACAAUUUUGCCUUCGAUGCGAUAUACUGGAAAAAGAUCGACCGGCGAUUUUUUGAAAGCAUCUCAGAUGAACAGGACAACGUCCGCGAUAUAUGGCGCGAGAGAUUAGAUCUCUUAGAACCAGAAGAGACAAAGCUGAUGGAGGAAUAUGUGGAUCUGAAACUCUAA
Messenger RNA from Aspergillus pseudonomiae, 1302 nucleotides. RefSeq lists its product as uncharacterized. The record is from RefSeq and is a predicted model, not a curated record. NCBI's taxonomy places the organism in Eukaryota, Fungi, Ascomycota, Eurotiomycetes, Eurotiales, Aspergillaceae. Bases 1 to 1302 code for a protein of 433 amino acids. The transcript has 3 exons.